Molecule: messenger RNA, 2178 nt
Organism: Cylas formicarius (sweet potato weevil)
Lineage: Eukaryota; Metazoa; Arthropoda; Insecta; Coleoptera; Brentidae
Product: glutamate receptor ionotropic, delta-2-like
Exons: 2
Coding region: 1-1971 (656 amino acids)
Source: RefSeq, a predicted model, not a curated record
AUGAGGUUUACGAACAUAAUCGCAGUGGCGUGCGUCUUCACCCGCUCGUUUAACUUCGUCAUCCAACCCAAGGGCCCUUCUCAUGCCGGCUACGCCCUCCAAUGUAUCGACAAAAUCAACGAAGACGCGUAUAAUUUUAACCGAGCGAAAUACAUCUACUACGAACGAUUCUUAAUGACCGCAAUCGUGAGCGAUAACCUGAGCUCGACGGCGUAUAAAGUCCAACAGGGGGCACUUAAAAUGGCCGCCAAACAAACGCGCUGGUCUUUGGAAGUUAUUCGAAAUGCGAGGUUAGGUUUCGUGGCACACGACCUCUGCGCGUCAGACAGACGCUGUAAGAGAAGUCCCGUGGUCGAUUUUCAGUCGCAUUACACGAUCGUCGUCGUCGAUUCCAUGGAACUUUUUUUCGUAAAGCUACGCAAUUUGACAGAACUAAGCACAUUCAAUCCAAGAAGUCUGUUCCUCGUUUAUUACGCCAAUGUAACGCAGAAUUACGAAUCUAUCGCCAAAAGCAUUAUUUUGGCAAUGUACGGGUCAUUUAUUUUAAGGGGACUCGUGUUGAUUCCGAAAAACCUGACCGAUUUCGACAUUUUCAAGCUGCGCUUGCGCAACGAGAAGAAUACCUGUUGCCUCAGCCAGCCGGAUGUGAUAAAUGUUAACAAAUGCGCGCAAGGACAGUUAAAGGUGGCCAAAAAUAACCUCUUCAGGGACAAUUCGGCGUUGAAAUUUGAACUGUGCGAGCUGGGUGUGAUUGCGCAGCCGUUCGAGCCCUUCGUCAUAGACAAGUUCAGCGGCUUCGAGAUCGACAUGCUUCGAGUCGUAGGCCGCGCGCUAAACAUCGAUUUUCUGGUGGAACUGACACCCAACGCCACCAUUAGCCUCGGUGACCCGAACCCCGACGGUACCUGGACCGGAUUCGUUUCGAAAUUGCACUCCUCUAGGUACUUGGGGGUCGGGGAUUUAACGCCGGACGUGCGCUACCUCAAAGAUUUCGCGUACUCGGUCGCGUACUUCUCGGAAGACGUGGUGUGGGUGGCACCCAGAGCCCGGAUUAUCCCUCCGUGGAGGGUCCUGGCGGUUAUCUUCGCUCCCGAAAUGUGGGCCGUUUGCCUUUGCUCGAUUUUCGGGUUCGGUGUUCUAUUUUACGCGUCGGCCAAGUUACACGAGGAGGCGGUUCCUGGGUACUCUAGCCUGGAGCGUUGCGUGGGCACCUCCUUCGAGGUGCUCAUCGCGCUCGCCGUCUGGAAGCAACCAAAUGGAGAUAUGACGCGCGUCUUCUUCAUCGGCUGUGCCGUGUUCGGCAUCAUCGUAAACUCGGUGUACACGUCGUCGUUAAUACAGUAUCUCACGGACCCGGUGCGGGAGCAUCAGAUAUCCACGGGGAGGGAAAUUGUCGAAUCCGAUUUGAAGUUCGGCGGUCCGUCCAUGUAUCGCGCUAUCGCGUCCAACGAUAGCGACGAUAUUGUCGUGAAAAAGUUUAUCGCGGAGUACAGGACCGUCGAAGAAGAAAUUGACACAUUCGCCUACUGGUUGGGCCUGGUGACGCGGGAAAAAUACGCCACCAUCACCGAUAAGACGCCCGUCCAUUACCUGCUCGCCAAAGGAAACGAAAUGGUGACAGACUCCCGGGGUAACCCGACUGUCUUCGUCGUACCGCGGAAGGUCAUGUCCAAGACUAUAAGCGUGAUGAUGCGCAGGGGGCACAACCUGAGGAAAAGGCUGAACGACGUCAUACAACACCUAAUGGUGGAAGGCGGCGUCGUCGGCAAACUCGCCUCCAAAUACAUACACAAGGGGGCGGUGCGGCGAAAUCACGGCGACGACGACCAAAAGCCACUCAACGCGCACCAUCUUCAGGGUGCGUUCGCCAUUUUGUUUCUAGGUUACGUGGCGGGGUCGGUCGCCCUCGUCGCGGAGGCCGUUAGAAGACGGAUUGACGGGGCGAAUAUGACGUUUCCCUUUACGAAAUAGGGCCGCCAGAGUUCUUGUUUUUUGUCUUAAAAUAGGCGUCGUUGAGAAUUAAAAAAGUAAUAUUAUGACCGCCAAAUACGAAUUACGACGCCCUGAUCGAGAUCAAGCAUGCAAACAAAAUAAGCACUUUUUUCAAUUUAUUUAUAGGUGAAAUGUAAAAGCAUGGUAUUUUCAAUUCGUAUUUAUGGAAACCUCUCUAUUUUUAUU